Messenger RNA from Ipomoea nil (Japanese morning glory), 2965 nucleotides. RefSeq names its product kinesin-like protein KIN-14N. Gene Ontology annotation, molecular function: microtubule motor activity; microtubule binding; ATP binding. The coding region runs from base 237 to 2660 and encodes 807 amino acids. The record is from RefSeq and is a predicted model, not a curated record. Gene Ontology annotation, biological process: microtubule-based movement. The transcript is spliced from 17 exons. Lineage: Eukaryota; Viridiplantae; Streptophyta; Magnoliopsida; Solanales; Convolvulaceae.
UUUUUUAGGGUUAAAGAAUUGAAAAUCACUGUCUGAUAGUGAGAGAGAGAUCGUCCAGUUUACUGCAAUUCAAAGCAACGGCUGCGAUAAGAUCUGGAAACUUAAGUUUCAAUCCAAACCCUAGACCCCACCCUAAAAGCUUCCGGAAUUCAUUUCCCCUUGAUUUUACAUCUUCUCUGUCCGUUUUGUGCUGUUUCUCUCUCUACAUCUCCUUCCAUAAUUGCGCUCACUUUCAAAUGGCUCCCAAGAGCCAGAAUAAGCCUCCUGUAGCUCCAACUCCUUCGAGUCCAUCCAACGGAAAGUUCACAGUGGAUGAGGUGUCAGUAGAUAAGAAAAGAAAGAUUGGGAAUCCAAAGAUGCCGUCUGGAGUUAGACCUGGUAGACAGGCGUUUGCUGUGGUAAAUGGGAGUGCAGAUCUGCCUCCAACCAGUGGACCGCCAAGUAGUGCUGGCUCAGAUUGUGGAGUUAUUGAGUUUAACAAGGAAGAUGUUGAAGCAUUGCUAGUUGAGAAGCUGAAAACUAAGAACAAGUAUAAUAUGAAGGAAAAAUGUGAUCAAAUGUCGGAAUAUAUUAGAAGGCUUAAGCAGUGCAUUAGGUGGUUCCAACAGCUUGAGGGAAACUAUAUUUCUGAACAGGAGUCACUCAAAAGCUUGCUAGAAUCAGCAGAGAAGAGGUGCAGCGAGAUGGAUAUGCUAAUGAAAUCAAAGGAAGAGGAAUUGAAUGCAAUCAUUAUGGAGUUGAGGAAAAAUAUUGCUGUGUUACAGGACAAUUUGAAGAAGGAGGAAUCUGAAAAAUCGGAAGCCCUUAAUUCUCUUAGUAGAGAGAAAGAGGCCAGGGUAGCAGCAGAGACACUGCAAGCAUCACUUUCAGAGGAGCAUAAGAGAGCUCAACAAGAUUUAACUACUGCCAAUCAAAAGAUUCAAUAUCUAAAUGAUACGUACAAGCGGUUGCAAGAGUAUAACACAAGUUUACAGCAAUACAAUAGUAGACUUCAGUCUGAGCUUGCUACUACUAAUGAGACACUCAAGCGUGUGGAGAAAGAGAAAGCUGCUGUAGUUGAAAACCUCAGCACAUUGAGGGGUCACUAUACUUCUUUGCAGGAACAGCUUGCAUCUUCUAGGAUUGCUCAAGAUGAGGCUACAAGACAAAAAGAAACUUUAGCUUCUGAGGUGGGAUGUCUGCGGGGAGAUCUGCAGACCAUGAGGAAUGAACGGGACUGUCAGCUAGCAAAAGUCCAGAUUUUAACAGAAGAAGUGAUAAAAUACAAGGAAUGCACUGGAAAAUCUGUUGCUGAGUUGGAUAACCUGACAGUGAAGUCUAAUGAGAUGGAGGCAAGAUGUUUGUCUCAAUCUGAACAAAUUAGAAGAUUGCAGGAACAACUUUCUUUUGCAGAUGCGAAGUUACAGAUGUCUGACAGGUCAGCUCUAGAAACAAAAUCAGAAUAUGAAAGUCAAAAGCAACUUAUCAACGAGUUAAAUCAGCGACUUACAGAGGCAGAAACAAAAAUUGUUGAGGGUGAAAAACUCCGUAAAAAAUUGCACAAUACAAUUCUGGAACUAAAAGGCAAUAUUAGAGUGUUCUGCAGAGUGCGCCCUGCAUUAUCUGAUGAUGCCAUUAGUGCAGAAAAGGUUGUAUCUUUUCCAACAUCAUUGGAAACACUUGGACGGGGCAUUGAGUUGUCGCAUAAUGGUCAAAAACACCCUUUCACCUUUGACAAAGUGUUCGUCCCUGAGGCCUCACAAAAGGAUGUUUUUGAUGAAAUAUCACAACUUGUCCAGAGUGCUCUUGAUGGUUACAAGGUCUGUAUAUUUGCAUAUGGCCAGACAGGUUCUGGUAAGACUUAUACCAUGAUGGGCAAUCCAGGGGCCGAUCAGCAAGGGCUAAUCCCACGUACAUUGGAGCAAGUAUUCCAAACAAGGCAAAAUAAUCACGCACAAGGAUGGAGAUACGACAUGCAGGUAUCAAUGCUUGAGAUAUACAACGAAACAAUUCGAGACCUUCUGUCUCCAAAUCGAUCAGGUUUUGAUGCCUCCAGAAGUGAGAAUGGAGGAAAGCAAUAUGCUAUUAAACAUGAUGGAAAUGGCAACACUCACGUGUCUGACUUAACAGUUUUGGAUGUUCGUAGCAGUAAGGAAGUUUCAUACCUUUUAGAACGAGCAGCGCAAAGCAGGUCUACCGGGAGGACUCAAAUGAAUGAGCAGUCUUCAAGAAGCCAUUUUGUGUUCACACUCAGAAUAUCUGGUGUUAAUGAGAGUACGGAGCAACAAGUCCAAGGUGUGCUGAACCUAAUUGACCUUGCGGGCAGUGAACGUUUAUCUAGAAGUGGGGCUACUGGAGACCGACUGAAAGAAACUCAGGCUAUCAAUAAAAGUUUAUCAUCUCUGAGUGACGUUAUCUUUGCAUUGGCAAAGAAAGAUGAGCAUGUUCCAUUCAGGAACUCAAAGCUGACAUAUCUUCUCCAGCCAUGCCUGGGUGGCGACUCGAAGACAUUGAUGUUCGUGAAUGUUUCACCAGACCCUUCUUCGGUGGGUGAAUCACUGUGUUCACUCCGCUUUGCAUCAAGGGUGAACGCUUGCGAGAUUGGGAUUCCAAGGCGGCAAACCAGCUUGCGCCCUUCAGAUUCUCGCCUCCCUCCAGAUUCUCGCCUCAGCAUUGGCUGAUCUGCUGAUGUUUUUACAGAAUUGAUGAUGAUCAUCAUAGUUCUCUUUCACCUUGUCCCCAUCCUGUGUGUGACAUCUGUAAUGCAUUUGAUUUUUAACUGAAUAUAUAUAAGCAUUUCCUCCUAACAAGCAGCAUAUCCCCCCUGUAUUUUGUAUAGUGGAGAAGAUACUGGCUUUGUAUCAGACCCCCCCACCCCAAAUUACAACAAUUAUUCACAUUUGGCUUCAUCAAGCUACUAUCUCCUACUGUACCGUACCAAUACUAAUUUUCGAAACUUGUCUUUUCUUGGCCAAUUUUUUUCUUU